Arabidopsis thaliana (thale cress) is the source of this 1610-nucleotide messenger RNA. RefSeq names its product magnesium transporter, putative (DUF803). Gene Ontology annotation, molecular function: magnesium ion transmembrane transporter activity. NCBI's taxonomy places the organism in Eukaryota, Viridiplantae, Streptophyta, Magnoliopsida, Brassicales, Brassicaceae. The coding region runs from base 379 to 1359 and encodes 326 amino acids. The transcript is spliced from 8 exons. Gene Ontology annotation, biological process: magnesium ion transmembrane transport; magnesium ion transport. Gene Ontology annotation, cellular component: early endosome; plasma membrane; membrane. The record is from RefSeq and is marked reviewed.
GGACGGAUGGCUACUGGCUAAUAUAAGAAGGUGGUCCGCGAAGCAGCAGAUUUAUAUUAUAUUUUAAUAGUUUCCGACAAAAGACGACGAAAUCUCUCAUGAGCUGUCGUCUCUGGAGAGGAGGAAUGGGGGCUUUCUCUUUCUCUCUCUCUCUCUCCCCCCAUUUGAAUUAUUUCACCACGACUCCAAAAAUCCUGCGAUUCUCAUUCCUUCUUCCUGUUUCCGUAGCGGGGAUUUUGUGAUCAUCAAUAUCAAAAACAAUCAGAUUUCUUCUACCAAACGAUUAAUUGCCUUUUGGGAUACGAUUCAGGGCUUCUUUUGGGGCCUCUGUUUGAUUUAACACCUUGUUUGCUGCAAACCAAGAUAGCAAAGGAAACGAUGGUGUCGGACAAUGAGAUGGGUCUGGUAUUAGCUGUGUCGUCGAGCGUCUUCAUAGGUUCCAGCUUCAUUUUGAAGAAGAAAGGUCUCAAGCGCGCUGCUGCUAAUGGCACCCGCGCUGGUUUCGGAGGUUAUACAUAUUUGUUAGAGCCACUUUGGUGGGUAGGCUUGGUAACAAUGACUUUUGGAGAAAUUGCUAACUUUGUGGCUUACGUUUAUGCACCUGCUGUACUAGUCACUCCUCUUGGCGCAUUAAGUAUAAUCAUCAGUGCUGUUUUGGCACAUUUCUUGUUAGACGAAAAACUUAGGAAAAUGGGAGUUUGGGGAUGUGUUUGUUGCAUUGUGGGCUCAGUUAUGAUCGUCAUACACGCACCUCAGGAGCAGACUCCCAAUUCUGUAGAAGAAAUCUGGAAACUAGCAAUGCAACCAGCUUUUCUAAUUUACGUAGCCAUAUCAAUGUCGAUAGUCCUUGCUUUGAUUCUCUACUGUGAACCUCUCUGCGGCCAAACCAACAUUCUUGUGUAUAUCGGAAUUUGUUCAUUGAUGGGUUCUCUCACAGUUAUGAGCAUCAAGGCUGUAGGGAUUGCCAUAAAGUUAACAUUUGAAGGGAUAAACCAGAUCUGGUAUCCAGAGACUUGGUUUUUUGCCAUGGUUGCAGCAAUCUGUGUUGUUAUGCAAAUGAUUUACCUCAACAAGGCGCUGGACACAUUCAACGCAGCAAUUGUUUCUCCAAUCUAUUAUGUGAUGUUCACAACACUCACAAUUGUCGCUAGUGCAAUCAUGUUCAAGGACUGGAAUGGGCAAAACACAGACAGCAUAGCCUCUGAGAUUUGUGGAUUCAUCACAGUGCUUACAGGAACGGUUAUACUCCAUUCCACGAGAGAAGAGGAACAAGCUUCGCCACGACGAAUGAGAUGGCAGGAUUCAGGGAAGAGCUUUGACGAAGAACAUUUGACAAGUUUGUACAGUCCUGAAUAUUAGGAAGGUAACAAAGAUUUAAACCUUGUGCUGAACGGAAGGAUGUUGGGAUCCGAAUCAGAAGAUCAUCUAAUUAAUCUCUUAGUGGGGAAAAGAAUGUAAACUAGCUUUCUGUAUAUACUUGAUAGUUUUGUAACAGUCUUUUGUAUACAAAUUUGUCCACUGUUUGUUCAUAUUCAUUUCUUUUUGAGCUCUUAGGACAGAUUUGUUACCAUAUAUAGAUCAUAUAACAUUGACUAUUAUUAUUUUGAUCC